AUGAAGUUCUCACACAGCAUACAGUUCAAUGCUGUUCCGGACUGGAGCAGCCACUACAUCGCAUACAGUAAUCUCAAGAAACUCAUCUAUACUCUUGAAAAGACCGUUCAUCAGUCUGGCACCUCCGAUGUUGAGACCCGGCCACUCUUGCAAGGCGAGGACCCCGAAGCCGUCUUCUCCCGAGCACUCGACGUCGAGCUGGAGAAGAUAGUAUCCUUCUAUCAGAUCAAAGAGAAGGAAAUACUCGAUGAGGUGGAGGAGCUCAUCAGAGAUGUAGGUGCCUACGAAGAGUUGGGAGAGUCUGCCUACGAUAUAGCACCGAGGCCAUCGUCUGGACCUAGCGCCGAUCACGUCAGGCAGGUCGCCAGUGGUAGAAGCGCCCGCAGCGCAAAGUCCACCAAGUCCACCGAGGAUGGGAUCGAAGACAGCGAUAGCGGUGACGACGACGAUGACGAGACGUCAGCUCUGACCAAGAAACGGCGACCAAGCGUACUUGGCGGCAGCCGGCGGAAGACUGUGCCAAACCUGCUCGCGUCGACGACGGACAUGUCUGCUUCCACCGAAUUUCCGCGUUCAGCUCGACGGGCGAGUGUGGCCGCAUACGAUGAUUACGCCGACAUUGGCUCGAAAUUUUCUUCUGGUGUUAUGAUCAAGAAGCGCAUCAUUGCUCUCUACGUUCAGCUAUGCGAACUCAAGUCUUAUUCGCAGCUCAAUAAGACUGGUUUUAGAAAAGUUCUGAAGAAAUUCGACAAGAUCAUCGACACAAACCUGCGCCAAAAAUAUAUGCCCUCCAUUGUGGAGCCAGCAUAUCCAUUCAAGCCUGAGACGAUCCAGCGACUAGACGACCAUAUUUCGGAUAUCGAAAAGGCGUAUGCCGCAGUCGUUACAGAAGGAGACCAGGAGAUUGCCAAGAAGGACCUGCGGUCCCAUCUCCGCGAGCACGUGGUUUGGGAGCGCAACACUGUCUGGCGUGAUCUCAUUGGUAUCGAGCGCCGUGCAGAGGCUGCUAGCCUUGGCCGAGGUCUCUUGGGCGCCCAGCAGGACGGUAUGAAGACACGACUACAGGGCGAUGACGCGCCACUUCCCCAGACGAAGGAGAUUGAUACUCCCCUGGGACGAUUUACAUGCCCAACAUGGGUGCUCGGGAAGCCCAUGUUGACUCUGCUCAUCAUCCUCGCCAUCUUCAUCGUCCUACUUGUCGUACCAAUCAUGGAGCUCCCUGAGCAACAGAACUGCUUGGCCAUGCUCGUCUUUGUCAGUCUAUUGUGGGCUACCGAGGCUAUUCCUCUUUUUGUAACGUCGUUGAUCAUCCCGUUUCUGUGUGUGGUCCUCAAUGUGGUUCGCUCGGACGAUCCGCCAAACUAUAGGCUGGACUCAAAAGCCGCAACUGCAUACGUUUUCUCUGCGAUGUGGACUCCGGUGAUCAUGCUUCUUCUGGGCGGCUUUACUGUUGCCGCCGCUCUGUCCAAAACCAAAAUCGACAAGCGCAUCGCGACAUUCGUGUUGAGCAAAGCCGGAACGAAGCCGAGAACUGUUCUCAUUGCAAACAUGUUUGUAGCUGCUUUCGCCAGUAUGCUUGUCAGCAAUGUCGCGGCGCCUGUCUUGUGUUUCUCCAUCAUUGAGCCCAUGCUGCGAAACUUGCCAUCGGAUUCCAAUAUGUCCAAAGCUGUCAUUAUGGGUAUAGCAUUGGCCUCCAAUGUAGGCGGCAUGCUAUCUCCGAUUGCUUCGCCGCAGAAUGUGGUGGCGCUUGGCUUCAUGGAACCGGCGCCCACAUGGGCUCAGUGGUUCUUUGUCGUCAUUCCUGUCGGGAUCCUAUCUAUACUCUGCAUCUGGUUUCUGCUGCUGGUCACUUUCCAACCAGGCAAGGGCACAACCAUAGUACCGAUUCGAACCAUGAAGGAGGAGUUUACGAUUGGGCAAUGGUUUGUCUCUAUUGUUUGUCUCGCCACCAUUGGACUUUGGUGUGCCAGCCACCAGCUCGAGUCCACAUUUGGUGAUAUGGGCGUGAUUGCCAUCAUGCCGAUCGUCAUCUUUUUUGGAAUCGGCAUUUUGACCAAGGAGGACUUCAACAAUUUCCCCUGGACCAUUAUUAUCCUGGCUGCUGGUGGCCUGUCCCUGGGCAAGGCGGUCAAGUCUUCGGGUCUCCUUCACACGGUUGCCGAGAGUAUAUCAAAGGAAGUCCACGGCUUGGAUAUGUACCUUGUCCUGCUUAUCUUUAGUUCUCUGACAUUGGUGGUCGCAACUUUCAUCAGCCACACUGUUGCGGCCUUGAUUAUUCUGCCCCUGGUCAGCGACAUUGGCAAGGGAAUGGAGGAACCCCAUCCAAAUCUAUUGGUUAUGGCUGCUGCACUCAUGUGCUCGGCUGCCAUGGCAUUGCCUACGUCUGGUUUCCCCAACAUGACCGCGAUCAUGAAGGAGGAUGCCACAGGUCAGCGUUACUUACAAGUCAAGCACUUCAUCAGUCGCGGUGUGCCAAGCAGUAUCAUUACCAUGUUGAUUGUGGUCACCGUGGGUUACGGCGCCAUGCGGAUUAUUAGACUAUAA
Pestalotiopsis fici W106-1 is the source of this 2544-nucleotide messenger RNA. RefSeq lists its product as uncharacterized. Gene Ontology annotation, biological process: monoatomic anion transmembrane transport; polyphosphate metabolic process; phosphate ion transport. NCBI's taxonomy places the organism in Eukaryota, Fungi, Ascomycota, Sordariomycetes, Amphisphaeriales, Sporocadaceae. The record is from RefSeq and is a predicted model, not a curated record. Bases 1 to 2544 code for a protein of 847 amino acids. Gene Ontology annotation, molecular function: phosphate transmembrane transporter activity. Gene Ontology annotation, cellular component: membrane. The transcript has 5 exons.